Filobasidium floriforme is the source of this 717-nucleotide messenger RNA. RefSeq lists its product as uncharacterized. NCBI's taxonomy places the organism in Eukaryota, Fungi, Basidiomycota, Tremellomycetes, Filobasidiales, Filobasidiaceae. The coding region runs from base 1 to 717 and encodes 238 amino acids. The transcript is spliced from 2 exons. The record is from RefSeq and is a predicted model, not a curated record.
AUGACAACUCAAUAUAUUCCGCUUCAACAAUAUUUGGCCAAGAUGCAACUGUCUGACGGCACCUCAGACAGGUUUUCCGCUCAAACGCCCAAACCCUGGGAAUAUCGCGUCGUUGGUUCGACUCAAGUACGGCAGGGUGACUUGGGCGAUGGAUCGACGCAUAUCGCUCAACAUAGCGAGUAUCCCUGGUCCUAUUCUGCAGGUGCGUCGCAGACGGCGACGGACGUUACUGCAUGGCACGGUCAGUCCCCAGAUCCCUCCUGGUAUGGACCGUCUCAAGCGCUCUCCUUAGGUGGAGAUCGAAUGACAGGGUAUGCUCCGAUAUACGGGGACCAAGUCAUGAUCAGCGACUUCUCGCAGGGUACGUGGCAAUCGAUGGGUCCUACCUCUAUGCACGGUCAACCAUCUAUGAGCUCAGCUCUCAAUGGUCCUCUCCCCUGGACCCCAGGUCUUGCCCCAGAUCUCGACUUUGCGCACAGCACUUGCCCAGUCGCAGAAGAAAUCUAUCAUAAGGGUACAACACAACUAGGUGGCGUCAUGGCAUCACCAGUCGAUCGUCCAGAGACUAAACCGGGAUCGAUGCCCGGCAAAAGCGUAAGGAAGCCGAGGGGCCGAUCUACAGGCCGAAUUGCCCAGAGUUGCGAUGCAUUGCGACACCUGGUACUGGCAGUUGCCAACGUUGUGCUCGUAUCCCUAGGGAAUACCAGACUAGGAUGA